AUGGAGCCACGUAUCUUUCGGGCUUUGGCAUCUUAUCUUAGAAGAGAAAAUCUGAUAUCCGAUACAAGAAUUAAGGUGGAGGAGAAGUUGGCAUUUUUCCUGUACAUGGUGUCUCACAAUGCAUCUUAUGAAGAUCUCCAGCUAGAAUUUCAGCAUAGUGGACAAACAUUUCAUGAGUACAUCAAUGAGUUCUUCAACAUGGUCCCCAUCUUAGCUAGUCGAUUUCUAAAUCCUCCGAACAUUGAUGAGCCACAUCCAAAACUCUCCACCGACACAAGAUUUUAUCCUUACUUCCAGAACUGUUUAGGAGCCAUUGAUGGGUCACAUGUUCCUAUAACCGCAACACCUGGGAUUGCUGCUCCAUUUCGGAAUAGGAAGGGUACCUUGAGUCAUAAUAUUAUGGUUGCAUGCGACUUCGAUUUAAAAUUCACUUUCAUAUCAUGUGGCUGGGAGGGUUCAGCUACGGAUGCGAGGGUUCUUCAUUCUGCAAUGAGCAAGGGAUUUAAAUCUAAGUUUGAUAAAUCAUUUCUUUUAUAUAUACAGUCGUGGCCAGAAAUAGCUAAGUUCCAGAAUAAGCCCUUUCCCCUCUACGAUAAGCUUGGUGAUCUGUAUGAUGGGCAUAUAGCAGAAGGUAACUUCAAUUUCACAUCAACUGAGGUUACAGAAGUGAGUGAUGGUGAUCUCGAAGUUGAAAGAGAGAAGACUGCUUUCUCUUUUGACCUGAAUCAAUACGGUGAUGAUUUACACAUGUAUGAUGAUCCAAGAGAUGCCGCCCCAAGUGAUGGUCCAAGUGAUGCUGCCCCAAGUGAUGGUCCCAGAGAUGCUGUCCCAAGUGAUGGUCCAAGAGGUGGUGUUGCUACUUCAAAUAACAAGCAUGUGAAGGAAUCAAAGAAGGGUAAGAAGCGUGAUGAUCCUAUGGUGGAAGUGAUGUCACGAUAUGUGGAGAUCAAACGGAAGCAAGCGGAGGAGGAGUCUGCUCUAUUGGCCGGGGCAAAAAAUGCCCAAGAAUUCUCCAUCAGCAAGUGCAUUGCUAUCUUUCUUAAUUCUGCCGCUGAAGAUGAAGAAAGUGUUGCAGUGUUUCUUCGGAGCGAAAUGGCAGAGUUGACUCAACGUAUCUAAGGUUCUCAAGCACCAAAAUAAGCAACAAUAAACAAGCUGGAGGGAUAACUUUCUCUCAGAUUCUCAAAGAUAGAUGAUCAUGACACCAAAAGAUUGAUAUAUCUUUGCUGCAAAAUUAUGUUGGGG
This is a messenger RNA of Triticum dicoccoides, 1245 nucleotides long. RefSeq lists its product as uncharacterized. The transcript has 7 exons. The coding region runs from base 1 to 1119 and encodes 372 amino acids. NCBI's taxonomy places the organism in Eukaryota, Viridiplantae, Streptophyta, Magnoliopsida, Poales, Poaceae. The record is from RefSeq and is a predicted model, not a curated record.